AUGCCCUACCUGGGGUCCACUGAAAGGCCACUCGCCACCGAUGGCACAAUUUUAAGAUCGCAGACCUCCCUGCGAGCUGAUUUCAUGAUUGACCGCAAGUCUAUAUCCAUCAUGGCUGUGAACCUGUCGACCAAGAGACUGGGACUAAUCCCAGUACCUGCCUUGAGGGAUCAGGAUUCGCACUAUGAUCCUCAGCGCACCACCGCAAAAUGGUAUUACCUCUGCCAACUAGGGUAUCCGAACGUGAACGGUUCGCUUGAGACGUAA
Paracoccidioides lutzii Pb01 is the source of this 267-nucleotide messenger RNA. RefSeq lists its product as hypothetical. The record is from RefSeq and is a predicted model, not a curated record. Bases 1 to 267 code for a protein of 88 amino acids. The transcript is spliced from 2 exons.